Pieris rapae (cabbage white) is the source of this 1400-nucleotide messenger RNA. RefSeq names its product prostaglandin reductase 1-like. The record is from RefSeq and is a predicted model, not a curated record. Gene Ontology annotation, molecular function: 2-alkenal reductase [NAD(P)H] activity; 15-oxoprostaglandin 13-reductase [NAD(P)+] activity. Lineage: Eukaryota; Metazoa; Arthropoda; Insecta; Lepidoptera; Pieridae. Gene Ontology annotation, biological process: prostaglandin metabolic process. The coding region runs from base 230 to 1237 and encodes 335 amino acids. The transcript is spliced from 2 exons. Gene Ontology annotation, cellular component: cytoplasm.
AAUGUCAGUCUAAUUAUCACUACUUGUUGUUGUAUAGCCCAGUCGCCAGUGUGAUAAAAUACCAGUUUAAUAUUUUAUUCGCACGUUUUAAAAUAAGUUUAAUUAUGUCAAUUGUUGUGUAAAACUUAAAGUAUAUAUUUGUAUACGAUAAGUGUGAACAUAAAACGCAAUAAUAAAAAGUAAUAAACGAUCGGAUUCCUCGAACAUAUUAUUCACUGAUCGUGUUAUAAUGGUUAAGGCAAGAAAAUACGUCGUCAAAAGGCAUUUUCAAGGAGUUCCCAAAAAGGAUGACUUUGAACUUGUCGAAUAUGAAUUGCCACAGCUGAAAACCGGUCAGUUCUCAGUGAAAGCGGAAUGGAUCAGCGUCGACCCUUAUUUGAGAGCGUACAACUCUAGUACACCCACUCCCUACGACCAGUUUGGCUUUCAAGUAGGUACAGUUACAGAGUCAAAGAACCCAGACUUUCCAGUUGGAUGCAGGGUGGUUACCCAUAAGGGAUGGUGUGACUACAGCGUGGUUACCAAUUUAAAAGAAACCUACAGCCAUGUAUAUAUAUUACCAGAUCUUCAAGGUCUACCCCUUGAGUUGGCUUUGGGAGCCUUAGGCAUGCCUGGAGUCACCGCCUACUUUGGCUUUCUUGAAAUCUGUAAACCGAAACCUGGCGAGACCGUGGUUGUAUCGGGAGCAGCGGGUGCCGUCGGAUCUAUUGUAGGACAGAUUGCAAAGAUUAAAGGGUGCAGAGUUAUUGGAUUCGCUGGCUCUGAUGACAAAGUGCAAUGGCUCGAGAAGGAACUAGGAUUCGACAAAGCUAUAAACUACAAGACAGCGGAUGUUAGCAAAGCUUUAAAAGACGCAGCUCCAAAAGGCGUAGAUUGUUAUUUUGACAACGUAGGCGGGGAGCUGACUGCUGCAAUUUAUAAGCAAAUGAAUUUGUACGGAAGAGUUGCUCUCUGUGGUUGCAUUAGUUCGUACAAUGAGGAUCCAACCACGUAUAAGACAUCAUCACUGCUGCCGCUCAUCUUAUUCAAGCAGCUAAAAGUGGAGGGUUUUAUAGUAUCCAGGUGGUCUGAACCAGAAAACAGGUGGCCAGAGGCGAUCACAGCUCUAGCUCAGUGGAUAAAACAAGGUAAGAUAAAAACAAGAAGUCAUGUAACUGAAGGGUUUGAUAAGCUAUAUGAUGCCUUCGUCGGCAUGCUCGCUGGAGAAAACACGGGGAAGGCUGUUGUAAAAGUUUGAUAAUGUGUUACUAACGUAACUAUAUUAUAAAUAAUUACUGUCAUUAUUGUUGUAUUUUCCUUGUUAUGUAUAUGACUUGCUGUUCUUACCAAAACAAUGUAAUUACGAUUAUCAAGAAAACAAUAAUAUAAUGUUAUCAGAAAUAAAUAAAAUAUUGAAAUUA